Messenger RNA from Patella vulgata (common limpet), 2144 nucleotides. RefSeq names its product glutathione S-transferase omega-1. NCBI's taxonomy places the organism in Eukaryota, Metazoa, Mollusca, Gastropoda, Patellidae. Gene Ontology annotation, biological process: glutathione metabolic process. Gene Ontology annotation, cellular component: cytoplasm. Gene Ontology annotation, molecular function: glutathione dehydrogenase (ascorbate) activity; glutathione transferase activity. The transcript has 5 exons. The record is from RefSeq and is a predicted model, not a curated record. The coding region runs from base 199 to 825 and encodes 208 amino acids.
AUUAUUAUAACAUAACAAGUUCGCGAUAUCCCUGACCCACACCGUAUAUUAAUGGAACAAGUCGAAGUACGAAGACACCAAAAAUGUGAGAGGGAACUUUUAUACAAAAGCAUUGACAGGACUCAGGAGAGUAACUUCUUGAAAUUUUGAGGGUCGGCUUAUCCACCACUGGAAACUGGAGUUCUUAGAAUUUACAGUAUGAGAUUCUGUCCUUUUGCUCAGAGAACAAGACUUGUUCUACAACACAAAAACAUUCCCCAUGAAAAUGUCAAUGUUCACUUAGUGAAGAAACCAGAAUGGUUUUUGGAGAGAAAUCCAUUUGGUUUGGUUCCAACAUUAGAGAUUGAUGAUAAAGUUAUAUAUGAAUCUAACAUCUGUAGUCAAUAUUUAGAUGAUGUUUAUCCUGGUGACAAAUUAACACCAUCUGAUCCUUAUCAAAAAGCACGAGAUCAGAUGCUUAUUGAUACUUUUGGAAAGGCAGUUGGGCAGUUUUAUAAAAUUGCAAGAAAUGGUGAAGACUUUGAGGAAUUCAAAAAAAGCUUAGGAAGAUAUGAAGAAGAGCUUUCAAAAAGAGGAAAAUAUUUUGGAGGAAACAAUAAACCUUGUAUGGUUGACUUUGCACUUUGGCCAUGGUUUGAAAGAUUGGAGUUGCUUGAAGAAAAGGGUUUUAAACUAACAGAAGCUGAGUUCCCUAACCUGUCAGCCUGGGUUAAAACAAUGUAUCAGUUACCAGCUGUCAAAGCCACCAUGUUUGAUAAAGAAAGUCAUAUGCGUUUCUUAACAUCUUACAGAGAAGGGAAUCCAGAUUACGAUUUUGGCUUAUGACUAAAUUCAAAAAUCUGAUUAUUCUUGUGAAUACAACUGAAAUAUAUGUAAUUAAAGAUAUUAAUAAAUGAUAUAUUUCCUCGACGUAUGUAAUCCUAAUUACAUAAAGGUCAAUUUGAAAACAUACCCUAAGAAACUUAUUCUAUUGAUUACAUUUAAAAAGAAAUUGUAAUAAUUAUAUUUAAAGCUGAACUCUGGUUACAAAAAUACCGAAAUAAUUAAAUAAAAAAAAGUUAACGCCCCCCAAGCGCCAUACUUGUUUCUAAUUUAUGAAAUAAUAUGGCGGACAUGGAGGCUUAUGACCUGGAAAGGUUAGCCGAUCUCACUUCCAGUUUGUUUCUUGUCAGCCAGCUGUACACAUCCGGUUUUAUUCUCUACACACGCUUCACCGAUUGCUCUAUUUUUUCCCAACAGUAUACCAAAUUAUUGAAGAUUGCAAAAUGUCUGAUCAGGUAAACCUGUAAAUAACUAUAUGAACUGCGUCUACUACAAUAUAGCCUAAGCUUUACUCUAAAACAAAAGAUGCAAAAAGAUGGCUUACCCCAACCUGAAAUUUUCAACCAAAACAAAAUCACCUACACACACUAUUGUCUUCUUCGUAUUAUUAUUAUUAUUGCCACGUCUUCUUGUGAAUAUCUUACACGUAUAUGUAAAUCACCAAAAAAGUUAUCGCAGCAUAAUGUCCAGUGUAAUUAUAAAUAAUACUAUGCAAUAAACAGAUAGUUUAGAUUAGAUUUUCACAGGUCGCCAUGUUCGAUGUUGUAUUAUUGUUCACGAAAACACUCCCCAGUGAGAUCAAGGGAUAUAACUAACACAUGAGCAAAGAAAAGCAGUGACAGACAAACCUUGUGCUUUUAUACCACCCAACCCCACUUAGGGAUGCAGAGUGAAUAUUUCUGGUGUAUCUGGUUAACCCCGCAUCCGAAAUUGGUGAUUUUUCUUUGUAAUGUAUAGUAUUAUAAUACAGCUAAAAUUUACAUGUAUUUAAUAUUACAUUAUAAGAUGUACAUGUACUUAUUAUUACAUAUAUCAGAUGUACAUGUACUUAUUAUUACAUUAUAAGAUGUGCAUGUACCGUAUUUACUAUUAAAUUAUUAGAUAUACAUGUACAUGUACUUAUUAUUAAAUUCAAAGAUUUGCAUGUACUUAUUAUUGUUCUAUUAAGAUGCAAUACGCAAAUAGAAUAGCUUUCUUUGUGUUGCAGUAAAAUACAGAUUAUCGUAAAUAUUAUGUUCUAUUGACUUUACUCAUUUUAUAUUUGUUCUUGUAUCAUAAAAUCAUAAUGUAAACAAAAUAAAAACCUAUUUUAUUCCCUUGAA